AUGAAUAUAUUCAAUUUCGCUAGAGGAGAAAAAAAAAUUAAAACGAAUGAGAGACAAGAGAUGUAUGGUAGAAAGGAAACCACAUAUGAAAGUUCCAAAGUUACAAAUAAUGAAUAUAGUAAUUUUAGAAUGGAAAGGGGGGAAAUAACUGUUAUUGGUAAGGAUGUAGCACAUAAGAGAAAUCAAUGCAUAGAGUACACAAAUGGAUGUUUAUUAAAUAAUAUGAUGAUGAAAAAAAAGUUUGAAAAUGUGCACAAGAAUGAAUGUAAAAAAAAACAACCUGUCUUAUUUUAUAACAAGUCAGGAAAAUAUAGAAAAAUGGAUGUAUUAGUGUCCCCAGUUUGUGAAAAAAAUAAAUUUUUUUAUUCAAAGGAAAAAAAAAACAUCCCUCUAAUUAAUUGUUUCCGUAAUGGUAGUAUAGAUCAUUCAAAUGAAGGGAUAGAAAUAUACACGCAAAAUUUUAGUCAGAAAAAUAAUAUAAAUGAAAUGUUCUUAAAAUUUGGAAAUAAUCACAAAAUGGAAAAAAUAAUCAUUGAAGAAGAUGAAAAAAAAAAAAAAAAAAAAAAAAAAAAUUGUCCCUCGACAGAACUGUUGUCUGAAAUAAGCGUUACACAUGAUGAAAAAUUAGUUACUUCUCGUCAUAUCGAAUGUAGUAAUCCAUUAAACUAUCUCUUAAAAAACAAAAAUCAAGUAAAUUCCCCAAUUAAUUGCAAUAUCAAUCAUAGUAUGAGUUUUUACUGUAAAGGUAAAAACAGAAAGGACAAUAUUCCAAAUAUUCUCUGCUCUAAUACAAAAAAUACCAUGUAUAACUGCGUCAGGACAAAUACUGAUGAGCAAAAAUUUCUUAACAACUCCAAUGAGGAGAAACAUAAUCAGAAUUGGUACCAUAAGCAUUGUAUAAAAAUGAAUCCUCAUUUUUGUAAAGACAUGCAUUCCUCAAAUCCUAGUGAAUUAAAAGAAAUUUUAAACAGGGGGAAACAUGGCCUAAGUUCUUCCAUGCACACAUUUUUGAAUACCAAGGAGGAGAAAAAUAUUUCCGAUGUGAAUCUAAAGCGAGAAAGGACACAUGCUCGUAGUGACACCGCUGGUUGCUGGGAUAACAGUGAACAUGGUGGAGAAAAGAAAGAAUUGUUAAUCAACGCAGGAGUAUCAAAAUCAUAUGAACAGAGUGGGGGAGGUAAGAAUAAUUCUAUAAAGUAUUGCAAAAAUAGGAAUAAACAGAGAACAUAUUUAUGCAUGCUAAACGAUUGUAUGCAUGUGAAAGAAGUGGCUAGAAACAAAACAUCUCCACUUGUCAAAAGGGUAGAAGUGUUGAGACAGAGAAGUGUAUGUGAUAGAUUUGGGAAAAAUAUAAAUUUAUGGAAUGCUGAUAGGUUAGUGAAUAUUACACAGGGGGAACAUGAAAAUGUUACACAAACAAAUCUGAAAAAUGAAAGAAGUAUUAAUAAUUAUUUUGUGCAAAAUCAGGGGAAUAUGCAAAAUGUUGGAAAAUCACAUAGUGUUGUACUUACUGAAAAUGUUGGAACAGAAAAAAGGAAAAUGAGUCAAGGGAAGGAUGUAUAUAACGACAUAUUAUACAUCACAUCAACGGAUGAAAAGCAAAAGAAGCAGCAAAGUGAUGAAGAAAACACGUUUAGACAAAAUGAUUCGAAAAAAAUGAACAUGCAUGUUUCGGAUAUGGAAGGAUUGAACAAUCAAGCGAGAUAUAUCGACACAAUGGAGAGUUGUAAGCAAAGUAAUCUCUUGAUGGAUACAUGCGAGAUGAACACCACAGAAUGUGACAUAAUCAAAAGUGAUCAUAUGAUUGACGAAUACAACCAAAUGGAGGAAAAAGUUGAACAUAUGGAAUAUUAUCCUUUUAAUGAUGAUAACAAGAGGUGGAAGUCACCAACAUACGAAUCCUGCACUACUGAAAUGAGUUUAGAAAAGGAAGGAAAAGAUGGAAAAAUAAAUGAAUCAAAAAAGAUGGUCGACAAAGAUACACAUGAGAUACAUAAAUCUGAAUUAAAUGAUGGAAAUUUGAUGGUGAGGAAUGAAAAGGACAAAUGCACAGCUAGAGGAAGCAGUUACGAAGCAGAGUUAAACAAAAGGUACGUAACACAUUUGCUGAAAGUUUUUGAAAAGGAAAGAAUGAGGAGAAGGAGAAGGGGAAGAGAAAAGUCCGAAUCAGGGGAAAAAAUGGGAAUGUGUAAUAAGGAUCAAGGGAUAGAGAAUAACAAAUUUGAAAAUGUUUCUAAAUAUGUAGAUCGGAUAUUUUCCGAAUCAUUGAAUAUGGAUAAGGGAAAAAUAUCAGAGGAUAUAAAUUUAGACAGGAUGAAAAAGAAAGAAGAGGAAGGAGAAAAUGAAAUAGAUUCCUUGUGCAACAUAAAUGAAGAAAAGUGCACUGAAGUGAAGUGGUGUACCGGUCUGCUAGACAAGGUAAAAGAUCACCUAGAUGUUAUAGGAAUAUCGUUGAACGAAGCUGUUGAACUGAACAAAGUGAAAAAGUUAUUUUGGUACUUGUACAUAAAAUCUAAAUUAACAGAUAAUGUUAAUGUUGAACAAUUUUGUGUAUUGUUAAAGGAAAAAAUAAACGAAAAAAUGAAUCAAAAUUAUUUCAAAGAAUAUGUAAUGUGUAAAGAUUUCCAAUCAUUUAGUAAAUGGAACGCUGAAAAUUUUGAUUACAAAAUGAAGAUUUUAGAAAAUUUAUUUUACCUGUUGAAAUCAUACCCAUUAGAUUAUGAAGAAAAUAAAGGAUGCUUUUAUAUGCUGCAUCCACAUAAAAAUAAAAUGAUGAAAAGUUCGAGUCUAAAUGAGAUGAAAAAAUUGAACUUACAUAUGAUGAAGAAUAAAUUAAACUACCAGAAAUUGACGAAGGAAGUGGGUGAACAUUUUAAAAAUAAUUUUUUUUUUCUGGAAAAAAUAUUUAUCCCAAAGGAUGCUUUUUAUUUUGUAAAGGAUCCAGAAGAUGCUGGAUUGAGGGAUGCAUCAAAUAAAACAUUGUAUGUACAUCAGGCUUUAGUGAAUGAUUUAAAAGCAGACAUAAAGGAGAAAAAGAUAUUUGACACUUUUUAUUCUUCUUUUCCACCUUACAGGUCAGAUUAUUAUAGAUACAUUCAAAAAAAAAAAGUUCAGAACAAAAUGAGGAAGAUGAAGGAAUAUAUCUUGUAUUACUAUGAUUUUCCAUCUGUGCAGGUAUUUUUUGAGGCAUUGUUGGAGUUUGAUAGGGAAUAUAAGAAAAGCUGUAUUAGGUCAUGUACUUCCCUUGACCGGAGACGUGAUCUUCCUAAUGCUGCCAUCCCCAAUGGUAAUUUUGUCACGCCCAUUUAUGAGCACACUUUAACAUUUGAACUUGCCUCUAUGGUGUACUCAAAAUAUUGCAACAAAGUACAGAAGCUGUGGAGAAGAGAGGGUUCAAUGCAAGGUAAUGUUGUAAAAGAAAAAUAUUUAAACAUGGCAGAUUCAGAUGUGGGGAAUAUGGUAAAUAACAAAAACUUGGGUGUUAUGAAUACAACUCGUAGCAUGAACACUCCUGAUAACGUGAGCAUUACGUUCUUUGGUACGAAAAAUGAAGAACAAAAUUUGAAGUGUGAAGAAAAAUUCCCAAGCAGGGAAAAAAGUCAGCACUCAGCAUGUACCUUUGAAAAUUAUAUGAAAUAUGGAAUAACUAGCAGCACGUGUACAAAAUUAAGAGAAGGAGAAAAAAAGAAGUUUAGUUAUGUCAGCAAGGAUUCAAAUAGAAAUGAUAUUAACAAAGUAUGGGGAGAUAAAUUAAAAAGAGAGUCUUUAUUAGGUGACAAUGUGAAAGGAAAAAAAAACGAUACUGUCUUACACAUGUCAUCUGAAAAUGAGGUAAAGUUUAAUGGUGCAGAAGAGUCUAAUGGAUAUGAUGAUAUAAUCGAGGAAAUGACUCCAAUUUAUAGAAAUUUCUUCAACAAGGCUGAUACUAAUAAAAAGGUAAAAGAGGUAAAUUUAGAAACGUUAAUAUUAUUUAUUGAAAAUAUAGGGAAAUUAAAAGGGUUUCCAAAUUUCACAUCAAUUGAUGAGUGUUUUUUUGGUAUAUGUUUUUCUGAUCCAGAUUUACCCAAACAUAUAUUAAUUGAAAAUAAAAUUUUACCAAAAAAUAUGAAUUUUAACGGUUUUAUGAAUAGCAUGAGAUAUGUCCCAUAUGUUACUCCUGAUUUUCCUCUACCCAGUAGAUAUUUUGUAUCAAUCUAUAAAAAUGAAAAGGCUAGUAUUAUAUUUAAUUCGAGAAAUGCUUUUUUAAAUGUAUUGAAAUAUAGAGGAAAGAAUAGAGAAAUGGUUUUAUUUAGAGAUAAAAUAAUUUAUGACGUUGUCGAAAUAUUCGUUUUACUGUCUUCGAGUUUGGGUGUCGAUACAGGGAAAUUUGGGAAAGUCCUUGGUGUCACACACUGUGAUGCAGUUCAUAUGGUUGACUCAGCUUAUUACAUAAAUUACAAGAAUUAUUUGAAAAAAGAAAUAGAACGCAUUAAUAACUUGAACGAUUAUGAUUACUCAUCGAAUAGUCCCUCGGAUUAUAUUCCUAGUAGUGUAGAUGUGUCGGGGAAUGAGGCGGAGAAUGAUGCGGAAAAUGAUGCGGAAAAUGAUGCAAAAAAUGAGGCGGAAAAUGAUGCAAAAAAUGAGGCGAAAAAUGAGGCGGAAAAUGAUGCAAAAAAUGAUGAAGAAAAUGAGGCUUAUGAUUAUAUGUCAAUUGGUGCGAAAUGUGAAAGGAUAGAAGUGCAUGAUCAUGAAGAGGAAGAUAAUGGAAAUGUGUGUAACUCGAGCGUGAACCCUUAUGGAGAGGAAGAUGACAUUAAAAAAAAGGACAACAAACAGUUGCAGGAACCACCGAAUAUAUACUUGAGCGGUAAACUUCUGAACCCAGUAGAAGAAUUACUAAUGAGGAAGAUGAAAAAGAUGUCGUACAAACUUGUUCCAAAAUGGCACAUGUCGAAUGAUAUAUUUUUGUCGAGAUUGGUAUCCUAUGAUGAAAUGCAAAUAAGUUUGCAUAAAAUAUAUCCACUUUUUAUGAUUCAAACGGCCCUAAUUUAUAUGAUUCAUAUAUCGUGUUGCACAUUGAGUGAAGAUGAAUGGAGGUAUUUUUUUCAAAGUCCUUUUACAUUAUACAAUAAAUUAACACCUGAGGAAAUAGCUAUGCGGUAUAUAAAAUUAAAAGGAAGCAAAUUCUUCAAACUUAGUGAUAUCAAGGUAAAUAAAAAUAUAGACAUACAUGAAAUAUUUAUGAAAAUACCAGAAAAUAUGCACUGCUCAGAAAUUUACAAAUUGGCUAUAAAUGGAGAAGAUACAUCGAGUGGUUACUUGGCUGAGCCUUUUGAUAUAUACCAUCUAAUGUUCAUUUCGAGAGUAUUCUGGUAUAUCUUUAUAUAUUCCGAUAAUUUCCUUCUUUUACGAUCGUCCAUUUUUUGGGAUAACCCCAAAUAG
This is a messenger RNA of Plasmodium gonderi, 5421 nucleotides long. RefSeq lists its product as hypothetical. The transcript has a single exon. The coding region runs from base 1 to 5421 and encodes 1806 amino acids. NCBI's taxonomy places the organism in Eukaryota, Apicomplexa, Aconoidasida, Haemosporida, Plasmodiidae. The record is from RefSeq and is a predicted model, not a curated record.